Eimeria necatrix is the source of this 1166-nucleotide messenger RNA. RefSeq lists its product as hypothetical. The annotation marks the transcript as partial. NCBI's taxonomy places the organism in Eukaryota, Apicomplexa, Conoidasida, Eucoccidiorida, Eimeriidae. The record is from RefSeq and is a predicted model, not a curated record. The transcript is spliced from 5 exons.
GAGUCAUUUGCCCAGCCCCCGGCUACUGCGUCUCCGGCGCAGCAGCAGCAGCAGCUUGUCCAGAUGGCCAGUUUAGUCCCUUCGACGGAGGCAGGGGCCCCCAAGACUGCAGACCCUGUUUUGCGGGUCUCUACUGCCUGGGGGCCCCCUCGGGGGGCCCCUCGGGGGCCUCCUCGGGGGCCCCCUCGGGGGCCCCCUCGGGGGCCCCCACGCGCAGUCUCCCGGGGGCCCCCUGGGGGCCCCCCCUGCGCGCCCUUUUGGGGCCCCCCCCGGGGGCCCCCCGGGGGGGCCCCCUGGGGGCCCCCGGGGGGGCCCUUGGGGGGGCCCCCAAAACGCCGGUGGUGGGCCCCUGCGCAGCAGGGUACUACUGCCCCGAAGGCAGCAGCAGCAAAGGAGACUCUUCCUUGAGGGCCCCCCCCGGCAGCUUCGCCCCCGAGGGGUCUCCUUUGCCGCAGUUUUGUUGGCCGGGGACUUUCACUGAAGGAGACGCUGCUGCGGAGUGUCUCCUUUGUCCCGCGGGCUUUUACUGCGACGAAGCAGGGAUGAGUCUGACGCCGGUGAGCGGGGCAGCAGCCCCCAAGGGCUGCCGCGUGGGCAUGUACUGCCCCGAGGGCUCCGUCUUCCACAAAAACUGUCCCCCGGGGACUUUUAAUGCUCUUCAAAAUGGAGAGACAGUUGGAGACUGUCUCCUUUGUCCCGCGGGCUUUUACUGCCAGUACGAGGAGACCAAUGGUCCCACGGGAAAGUGCAGCAAGGGAUACCACUGCGCCUCCAGAAGCACUUCCAUGGCCCCCCAGGAAAUUGACUCCUUCGGAAACGGGCCCUGCCCCGCGGGCUUUUACUGCCCGGAGGGGACGGAGUCUCCAGUGGGCUUGUACUGCGAAUACGAGGGCCUUACAAAGCCAAGCGCUGAGUGCUCUCCAGGCUACUACUGCGAAGAAGGUCAGCAGCAGCAGCAGCAGCAACAGCAGCAGCAGCAGCAGCAACAGCAGCAGCAGCAGCAGCAGCAACAGCAGCAGCAACAGCAGCAGCACGGAGGGGUUUCAUUGUUCUUAAAGUUUAUUUCUUGCGAGUCCUCGCCAGAGCCACAAGGCAAAGAAUGCCCUGAGGGUCACUACUGCCCCGCGGGUUCUCCCUCCCCCAUUCCCUGUCUCCCCGUGAGCUAA